AUGAAGGAUAUCUUAAACGUGAGGAGUUUGGUUAACACACACCAAACAGUGUGGAAUGCUAUGUGUCUUAAAGGAAAGUUUUCAUGUGGGAUCUUCUAUCAAGCAUGCAGUGCUGGGAACCGCUUGCCUUGGAGCAGUGUUUGUAUGCGGAACUUAGCAAGACCGUGUGCAGUUUUCAUAUUCUGGCUUCUUUGCCACCGCAGACUGACCACGAGAAGUAGACUUCAUCGCCUUGGAUUCAUUAGUCAAACUGUGUGUGUUUUCUGUGACAAGGAAGAAACGGACAACCAUCUCUUCUUUGAUUGUGAGGAAACAAAAGGAAUCUGGAGUCCUAUCCUACACUGGCUGCAAGUAGCGCAUAGCCCGAACCAAUGGGAUGAUGACUAUGACUGGAUUAUCAAAAUGGGGAAUAGAAAAGGCUGGAGAGCAAAGCUGUUUAAGUUGGCCAUUGUGGAAACUGUAUAUGGUGUUUGGCAGCAUAGGAAUAGAGCAGUGUUUGGUAAGAGGUGCAACCAAACUCAAACCAUCAAAGAGAUCAUGGAGAAAAUUGUAUUUAGGGGCUGGUUUUGUAGAAAACUCAAACCUCAUGUAGCAUCCCUCAUGGUUUUCUAG
Molecule: messenger RNA, 612 nt
Organism: Vicia villosa (hairy vetch)
Lineage: Eukaryota; Viridiplantae; Streptophyta; Magnoliopsida; Fabales; Fabaceae
Exons: 1
Coding region: 1-612 (203 amino acids)
Source: RefSeq, a predicted model, not a curated record